GUCAUUUACUUCCGCGUAACAGGCAUCCGCUGCUGAGUUUCAACCAUGCUGAGCUUUCAGUAUCGUUUCCAGGGAAGUACAGGGAUGUGUUUCUAGCUUCCAUCGGGACCGGGCCUGCUGCAUAGAAACAGAAACCGGACACUUUUUCAUAAGCAAGCAGGCUUACGAUGUCUGUGCUGGUUCAUAGCAACCGGGGCUGGUUUGUGGAUCCACGAUCACUCAUUGAUCGGGGAUAUUCGCCAUGCAUCCGAUGGAGAGAGACUCAAAAGUGUCACGUCAAGUGUUGUUUCAAAAGGCAGUGUUUUCAGAUUUUAAAAAGCUAUUAUAAUGUGUCUGCCAGUGCUGCUGUGGAUGGAGGAAACAAGGAAAUGUUGCAGAAAACAGAGAAACCACCAAAGAAAAGGAAGCGAAAGCACAGCGAACUCAACCAGGGGGAAGUUGAUUCACAGGCCUUCCAUGAGAAGGUCAGGUCUGUUAUUCUGGAAGGAACCAGGUCCUUGGUGGAUUCUGUCCGAUCUCUCGGAUAUCUGAACGAAGAGACAGACGCAGUGAAAGAGCCUCUUCCUUCCCAGGAGUGCCGCCUCGCUGCUCUUUGUGAAAUGGCUAAAGAGCUUCCUCUAGUGGACGAAGAGGAGCAGGAGAGCUGCUCUCAGUCACUUGUUGCUGAGGACGGCUGCUCAUCACACGCCGACUUGUUCUCUCGGCUCACAGAGAACAGGAUGGACUGGGCUGCAGUGGUCACUCUGAUGGGAGAGGAAUACGUGAUACCACCUCACACAGCUUUCCUGCUUUCGGACGUCACAAGAAUACAGCCACUAGUCCACUGUGAGUGCAGUGCUGGAAAAAUGCUGUAUAUUUUAAGCAAAGGGAGUUUAAUGAACUGAAAAUGUGUCAAUAUUUUUCUGGAUGAGAUGGUAAACAAAAUGACUCACACUUGUGGUACAGUUUUGAAAGCAGAUUCAAGCUUUGACGACUUAAUAUGACAACCACUCCCUACAUUUACAGUUGCAAAUAGUUGUAGUAUGACUCAGUGUCAUUUCAUGUCAAGUAAGAGCAUGUUUGUUGUUCCACAGUCCAACAUUGACUUACUUAAUAUGCUUCUUGGUUUUUCACCCAAAUGCAAAAAUGUUUGACUCUGUAAUAAUAAAUCCAACUCAGGAAAACAAGUCAAUGAAAAGGAGUCACAGGUAAUUUGGUAUUCAGGAAUUUUACAAAGUGACAAGUAGAGAAGAAAUAACAUGGUAAAGAGAAGGCUGUGUUGAUCUUCAGGGAUGAAAUUUACAUUUUGUAGCAGCACAGAAAGAAAACAUAAAAGAACUAUUUAAGGUUAGAAAAGAAAUUCCAAAUUCAAGCAGUGGCUGGACAAAUAAUGUAUGGCAUGUAAAGGAUGCUAGGACCUUAACAAAUGUGAAAAACAAUAGUGAUCAGAUCUGUGUGAAAUUUAUUUGAAGUGAGAUAGUGAUGUCCAUACUUGUAGCCAUCCAACUGUGAAUGUAGCUAAUCCUGUGAAAGACUUUAGUUUAAAUCUGAACACUUUGAACAAUCAUAUUGCAUAUACACAAAGACGUAAGAAACAUCACAUGAUUUAUCAUUUCAAACAACAUACUCAUAUUUUGUUUUGCAUUUGUUGAAGUGCUUUAGUACUGUUUGUUGUGUACAUUUACUUAACUUUUUUAUGUUCAACUUUAUGUUUCUUAAGUUGGUCUAGGUUGGCCAGCUCUUAUCAACAAAGUGCAAAGCACAAUUCUGUGAUCAGAUUGUGGUGUUGGACACAGAGUAGUGCUGUCAAUAUUGCUAAAAAGAGUUUUGGAGGCAAAAAUGUAAUUGUUUCUUGAGAAAGUCUGUUUAUUAUAAAGGAUUGUUCUGUCUGUUCUUGCCACCACAAAUACCUCAUUUGGAUCUAAGGAGCAUCAGUAUAAGUGUUGAUACAGUGUUUGCUGUACGUGUCUUCAGAAGCAUUACAUGUCUCAGAAUUUGGAAGACAAACAAAUCAGCAUGCAAUCUCUGCUUUACUGUACACAUGCUUUUGAAAGUGGCUCAUGUCUUAUGAAAUGGGAUUUAGCAUGGAACUGUAGUGAUAUCCAUCACAGGUGUUACAGGUUGUAGACAGGUUCAGACGUCAAACUUUAGGCAAUGCCAGUUGUUUAUUGGGUCUCUAUGUGAGUUCAAAGUUGCUAUGUGUAGUUUUCAGGCUGAACUCCUGUGAUUUUAAAGUAACAAGCUGUGUAAUGCAUUAAACUGGUCUUGAUUGUC
This is a messenger RNA of Acanthochromis polyacanthus (spiny chromis), 2253 nucleotides long. RefSeq names its product N(6)-adenine-specific methyltransferase METTL4-like. The record is from RefSeq and is a predicted model, not a curated record. The transcript has 3 exons. The coding region runs from base 168 to 884 and encodes 238 amino acids. NCBI's taxonomy places the organism in Eukaryota, Metazoa, Chordata, Actinopteri, Pomacentridae.